GUAUGUUGUUUGACUUGUUAACAUUUGCGAUUUAUUUCACAAAGAGAAAUGACCAUUUUUUGUUAACCAAAAUCGAACAUUCUUACCUCUACGACGUCCAGAUUGAGAAACCGCAUCAUGGUGAACGAAAAGAGCAAGCCUGCGGAGAAGAACUUGCCCAAAAGAACGUCGUCGCGACGCAAAAUUGACUCUCCACAGGACGAACCGGAUAAUCCACCGGCAAAAUCGGCCAAAACUGCAUCCAAACCAACCCCUAAGGCUAGUGGGGAGCCGCCGGCUUCCGCGAAAAGUGCGUCGAGUGGUACAACCAAGUCUGCUUCAAGUGGCACUGCUAAACCUGCCGCAGCCGCACCCCCGUCCUCCGCGAAGAAGGAAUUUGAAGGGGAUGUCUACAAGAGCCUGAUUGAGCAUGAAGAGGAAAUCAGCGUAAAUUCUAAACCAGAUGAGGACCACGACAAAUUCAAAGAGACCUGCAAUAAAAUAAAGGAUCUGAUGUUAUCUAUCAGCGAGCUAAAGAAGCAAGAUACUCCAGAGGCAAAGGCGGAAAUUGGCAAGAAAAGGAUUGAUGUGUGCAUGUUGUUUGUGACGCUCAAAAGAAUCAACCGGUUUGAAAAGUACAAGACGAAGAACUCGAGGGAAAUGCUGAGCAAAGUUCGUCAGCAGGUCGACAGCUACAACCUGCAGCUGCAGAAUUUGCUCUAUGAGUCGAUGCAUCUGCACAAGGCAGUCACCAAGUGCCUCGAGUUCAAGUCUGAGGACAAAGACAUAGAUUUGGUGCCUCUGCCCGAGUUCUACAAGGAAGCACCCCCGAGUAUAUCGCGCAAGGAGGAAACAGAGAAGGAUCCGCACUUGCAGCGUCUGGCCCGGCUGGAGUGGGAGCUGGAGCAGCGAAAACAGCUUGCUGCCAAGAGUGAGAUUUUGUUGAAGGAGAAGGAGGAGGUCGCCUCAGAUAUUAACAAAAAGAAUGAAUAUCUCGACAACAUCUGCCCUCAACUGGAGACUCUGAUGGAGGCGAUGAUCCCGGUGCAAGAGCAGCUUGGAAUGUCAGACAGCAAAGUUCGAAAGCUGCACAAGAGCGCGGUUUUGCUGCCGGAGCCGCUGUACGCGCUUUUUGUCCAGUUGGAGGCGUACAUGGAGGCCUCAGACAAGCUGAUCGUGGUAAGCAUCAUGGGAGACGAGGAGGAGGCCCGCCAACUCAAGAAAUCUUCACGCGUUGAGGAGGACAACGAAGACACAGACUCUGACUUGGAGGACCUCAUUCAGCCGAGUCGGCGCAGUCGGCGGGUCAAGAAAAGUGUGCGCCAGGAGGAGGAGCGCAAGGCCCUGCUGCAGAAGCAUCCACUAUCGGUGCAGCUGCUUGUCAAACUCAAGAAAUAUAAAGAUUCCAUCACGUUGACGUUCAACUACCUGAUAAAGCUGCAAGUAGUCACGGUUAAAUGCUUCGUAAACAUGGACAAGGAACUGGAAGGCAGUUUCGCUGGUGACCUGAUUUCUCCAUCCAAUCUGCUGAGUGAAUUGUUCCCAAAUGACACAGGAUUAACCAGUCCCAAUUCGUCAAAUUUUUUCCAACUCAAGGACUUGGGUCUCGACUCGUUCCACAACUAUGUUCAAGACGUGGGGUUCCCGUACCAAUGGGCCCAGAAAAUGUGCGGCUUUUCUUUCCUUGCGGAAACCCCAAACAGCGAGCCUGUUAUGGUGAUGAAGGUUGACCCUGCGGUCAUUAGAGGGUGUGUUCCGGAAAUGAUCAGAACCGUCCGAAGCAGGUUUAAGGCUAGGAUGGCUCUUGGCAAGCAAAUUCAGGACUUUGAAAGAGGGAAAGUGAUUGUUCACACCUCACAAAAGCGUCUUUUCCCAAGCAAAGUCGCGUGCAAUUUAGCGACUUGGGAAUCCAUAACCUGGGAGGAUUAUGAAACCAUCCCCUCAAACCAGAACUUAAUUGAAGAAGGCGUUGUCCACGAAUCAGACAAGUUUUACAAGGCAAAUUUCUCGCGACUUAACUCUGAUGGCAAUUUUGCAAAACUCACCGCCUACAUCGUGGUCAAGCCCGACUACCCCAGAGUUGCCCCAGUUUUUUCCCUUAGAAUGCACUGGAACACAGACAUAGACGCCCGAAACAGUAGUGCUAUAAGGGACAUGGAGAAAGAGGUAAACGUGCAUUGGCGCGAGCUGAUUACUGAGCCUGGCUGGGUGUGGGGAUUGCUGUCGGCCCAGAUGAUGCGCGUAAUGGUUUGCUUUGACGUGUUCCUGGAGGCCCUCGGCUGUGCGGGCACCGCGCCCCCAGAGUUCAGCAUGGACACCCACAGGAUGUUCUUCAGACCAGUGAAGGGAAGGUGCCGAAGUCUGCCGUUCAAGUACGUGCCUGGAGCCGGAAAUGGCAGGUUCGUCCAACGCUGAUUUUAAUGCUUAUGAUUUAAUUUCUAAAUAUAAUGCUCAAGCUGAGCAAUUUUGUCUUGAUAAA
Messenger RNA from Cloeon dipterum, 2458 nucleotides. RefSeq names its product THO complex 5 (gene thoc5). Gene Ontology annotation, cellular component: THO complex part of transcription export complex. The coding region runs from base 118 to 2394 and encodes 758 amino acids. The transcript is spliced from 13 exons. Gene Ontology annotation, biological process: positive regulation of DNA-templated transcription, elongation; mRNA export from nucleus. The record is from RefSeq and is a predicted model, not a curated record. Gene Ontology annotation, molecular function: mRNA binding. Lineage: Eukaryota; Metazoa; Arthropoda; Insecta; Ephemeroptera; Baetidae.